UUGUUUGUUCCAUUCAAUAGAAACUUUUUCAAAGUACAAAGAACAAUUGGUUACUUUUGAUGCAUAAGAUUAAUUUAAUAUAUGAAGAAUUAAAGUAUGACUGUCACCAAAAAGAAGAACUACUUCGGAAAAUUGUUUUACUCAAUAAAUUUUGUAUAAUUUUAAAUUGUUUACUUCUGUGCAUGUAAUUUGAAACUAAGGAACGUGCUUAGGAGAUCGAGAAAUAUACAUUCAGCGAUAAAAACAGAAUAAAAGCAUAAGAGGGCUGAUUGUUCGAGGCAGCAAUAUGGAUCAAGACGAUGGCCAUCUAGAAGAAAAUGAACAGCUUCAAGGCGACAAUUAUGAAGGAAUGCAAGAUUUAGCAAUAGGUGCGCUAGAGGAAUAUAUUGCAAUGGAUGUAAUGGAGGAAGACAGUGACAUAGACAGCGAACCCGGUGAUGCUGUUGACGAUGACGACGAAAGUAGUGACGACGUUCAUGAGGAGAUAAUGGAGCAGGAUUCCUGGUCUUCCGACGAAUAUUAUGAUGAUUCGGACUCCACUUUUCAAGUGGAGAGCACAAACGCCUGUUUCCAACAGCUACAUCGCAUGCUAAACCGAUAUGGAGAGCAGACUAAGCCUAACUAUAGUUUUAAGCCACUGCGCCUUAUUCGGUGUCAGUACAAAUCACGCCAUGAUGUUGGAGAAUUUCCAAUAGCUCGAAGUGGCCAUCGUAUUAUAGCUUCGGAAUCCCAUCUAUACUCUCUGGGAGGGUAUAAUCCUAAAAGGACACCCAAUAACACGCAACGUGAUGCUUGUAUGCUGUUUCAAGAACUCUGGGCAUAUAACUUCGCAACAAGCCGAUGGAAGUUACUUUUAGAUGCCGAAAAUUCCGCAAUGCCUAGAGAGUUAGCAUCUAAUGCUUUGGUUAUAUACAACAAUGUUUUAAUUUCGCACGGUGGUACGGGUUACCCAUUUGGAGAGACAUGCUCAAAUGAUUGUUAUGUCUAUACUACUGGAGAAAAUCCCCAAGUAAUGCUUCUCAAAGUCGCAGGAGAUUUACCAGUGGCACAGUAUGGCCCUGGUAUUGUGAUACAUAAUGAUUAUCUUUAUACUAUUGGCGGAACCACUGGGUUCGAUUAUUCAUGUGACGUUUUUCGUUUAAAUCUCAUUACAAAAGUUUGGGAAAACGUAUAUAUAUGUCGCCCGGAAAUGCGUGAUGACCCCGAGGGUCGUUAUAGACAUGAAGUCGUUUACGAUGGCCAUCACAUAUAUGUCCUUGGUGGUGGGACAUCACACACCGUAUACGAUCUACAACGUAUACCUGCAUUCAACUUGGAAACAAAUUGUUGGGAUCAUUUUGACACCUUACCUGAUCGGACGGCGUCUUCGGCUCAAGAUCCAGGAUAUCCCAAAGCUAGAAAAUGCCUAUCGUGUGUGCAGCAUACAGCCAGUAACGGUGAUAUAGAAGCAUUCAUAACAGGAGGCCUACAGGGAGAUUUUACCACAUACUUCAACGAUAUCUGGAAAUUGAAUUUACGCACCAAACAAUGGUACAAAAUUCACAGUGCAACAUUACCACGGCCGUUAUACUUUCAUUCGGCUGCGCACGCUGGCAAUGGCUGCAUGUACAUUUUUGGUGGAAUAGAAUACAGCGAGAAGGACAUGAGACGUCGAAAUGAUCUCUUCAAAAUGUGGAUGACAAUACCAAAGCUUAGUGAUAUUUGUUGGGAUGCUAUUACUCAUUAUAACCAUAAUUUGCAUCGCUUCGAUCGGGCUACUCUUUUAGGUGCUGGUAUACCUGAUCGUUAUGUUAAUCUUUUACCUUCUCUGCCACAGCGAAUGCGAAAACACAUUUCUGAGGAGCCUUCUUCUUCUUUUAUAAAUACCGUGACAAAACGAAUGCGUUCGCACAUCGACUAAAGAGGUCAUGUUAUUAAAGGGUUUGUUAUUUCUUUUUUUCUUCUUUGAAGUUGUUUUGAUCCAAUGCCAUUUGUUUACAAAUAAAACGUAUUUUUGAAAUUUA
This is a messenger RNA of Stomoxys calcitrans (stable fly), 2003 nucleotides long. It is a transcript of the gene slim, whose product is annotated as kelch domain-containing protein 10 homolog. The record is from RefSeq and is a predicted model, not a curated record. Lineage: Eukaryota; Metazoa; Arthropoda; Insecta; Diptera; Muscidae. Gene Ontology annotation, biological process: positive regulation of stress-activated MAPK cascade. Gene Ontology annotation, molecular function: protein binding. The transcript is spliced from 4 exons. Bases 287 to 1900 code for a protein of 537 amino acids.